This is a messenger RNA of Knipowitschia caucasica, 1023 nucleotides long. The record is from the annotation of a GenBank genome assembly. NCBI's taxonomy places the organism in Eukaryota, Metazoa, Chordata, Actinopteri, Gobiiformes, Gobiidae.
AUGACAGAGCGGACCCAGAUAGAGCGGACCCAGACGGGGCGGACCCAGACGGGGCGGACCCAGACGGGGCGGACCCAGACGAAGCGGACCCCGACGAAGCGGACCCCGACAGAGCGGACCCAGAUAGAGCGGACCCAGACGGGGCGGACCCAGACGGGGCGGACCCAGACGAAGCGGACCCCGACGGGGCGGACCCAGACAGAGCGGACCCAGACAGAGCGGACCCAGACAGAGGUCCCUGACAGAGCGGACCCCGACGGAGCGGACCCAGACAGAGCGGACCCAGACGAAGCGGACCCCGACGGGGCGGACCCAGACAGAGCGGACCCAGACAGAGCGGACCCAGACGAAGCGGACCCCGACGGGGCGGACCCAGACAGAGCGGACCCCAACGGAGCCGGCCCUGACGGAGCGGCCCCCGACGGAGCGGACCCAGACAGAGCGGACCCAGACAGAGCGGACCCAGACAGAGCGGACCCAGACGAAGCGGACCCCGACGGGGCGGACCCAGACAGAGCGGACCCCAACGGAGCCGGCCCUGACGGAGCGGCCCCCGACGGAGCGGCCCCCGACGGAGCGGCCCCCGACGGAGCGGACCCCGACGGAGCGGGCCCCGACGGAGCGGACCCAGACGAAGCGGACCCCGACGGGGCGGACCCAGACAGAGCGGACCCCAACGGAGCCGGCCCUGACGGAGCGGCCCCCGACGGAGCGGCCCCCGACGGAGCGGCCCCCGACGGAGCGGACCCCGACGGAGCGGGCCCCGACGGAGCGGACCCCGACGGAGCGGCCCCCGACGGAGCGGCCCCCGACGGAGCGGCCCCCGACGGAGCGGACCCCGACGGAGCGGGCCCCGACGGAGCGGGCCCCGACGGAGCGGACCCCGACGGAGCGGACCCCGACGGAGCGGACCCCGACGGAGCGGACCCCGACGGAGCGGACCCCGACGGAGCGGACCCCGACGGAGCGGACCCCCGACGGAUCGGGCCCCAGACGGAGGCCCGCUUAUAUAUAUAUAUAUAA